UAAGUCACCCAAGUCAUCCAAGACAUCUGAUACACAAGUCACAAGCCACUUACAUACCUACAUACCUAUACAUAUGUACUAACUUGACGCUUAACAGCAUUAAACAUUGCUUACCAUUUCCCAAUUCGUCUUUGGUCUUAAUAUUUUAAAGUUCACAAACAUUUCUAACGAAGAAAACGAAGAAGCUAUCUGGAUCGGUGGAAGUGGUGGACUAGGCUUAAGGAAGCUUAUGUCGUGACUCGCAACAAAAACGGGGAUCCCGUUCUUGAGGAAGUAAAUAAAAGAAAGACCAUCUUCUCUAUCACGAUUCCCUGGACCUGUCUUCACUACUUAAACAAGCUCCUCGCAGCUUGUUGAGCCCUCCAACGGUUGCUAGCAAUAUAUGCUCGGCGUUACACUAGACACAAUAUAGACCAAUUUCUAGAAAUUGGUAUUUGAGCAAGGUCACAGAGUCACAAGACACAAAUGUACUCAGUACACUCAGCCCGAUCAGCCACAAUGUUCGGAGUUACACCAGGCACAGUACCUUAUGUGCCUCCGCAAGCACCCCAAAAGAAUGCACCCUCCCGGUAUAGGUCUAAGUCUUCAAGUCUUGUUCCUUUCAGAGACGAAUCCAAGUUGGUUGCCUUGCGAUACGAUCAGACCGUACAAGCUGAGCCGCCAAUACCAAUACCACCACCUCGAUCAUCUCGUCGUCCACCACCACGACCUAUUUCUUGCGACACGGCUCGUUCUACUGUUGUGAUACCGCCUCCUCGACCGGCUCCCCCUACCGAGCAGCACCCCGCUUUAAGAACAAUCAGCAGCCCGCGAAUAGAGGCAAUUGAAAAGCGAGAUUCUGGCCACUCUCCCGCGACACCUUCAAGCUCUUGGACAAUUCGCGAAGAUAGUGAGACAGAUGACGAGGACCCUUUCGCUUAUGAAAACAUUCAGAAGUUUCCUGAAAUUAAGCCCCUCACAUUAAUAACUCGUUCUGCAUCGCCAUCGAUUUAUGGGCGAGUGAGCGAAUCCAAUAGUAGGGUUAGCGCUCCUUCUAUUUCGCCUGCGCUGUCAGAUGGCGAGACUGUUUCACCGACAUCGCCAACUACGCCAUCUUCCAAUUUCUCAAGGUUUGCUCGAAGUUUUAGUCUGCGAUCGAGCCGAUCAAACUCGUCUAAAUCCUCGUUUACGAAAAUGAAGCGUCUUCGGAAGAAACCUGCAAAUGAAAGAAACGAUGGAGGUCCGGGCGUUGAAAACCCCGGUUAUCCACUAAACGGGCAAGACCGUUCGGCGCCUAAAUCCCUUAGCGGCACUUUAUCGCCAGCAUCUGACCCCCAUGGUUCUCCAAUUAUUUCUACAACCAUCCCCACCGAGAGCUUAUUAGAAGAUGAUUUUAUGACCCAACUGUCCUUCUCUAAGCGUGGUAGCAUCAUUUUUGGUGCCAAACAUCCGCGUAAACAUUUUAGACACGCGGGCAUCAUGGCCGACCAAGAGAGCGCUUUCGCGACCGAGAACGCCGAGAUCGAACAAACCAGAGAACCGCGCUCUUUUCCUCUUGUUCAUUCGAAAACUUCUGCCAGCGCAAACACAAAGGAUGCCGCCAAUGCGUCGGGCUCAGGCUCAGGGGCACCCGACAAUACCAAAACCAACUCCUUGCCUCCUACGCCUCGUCAACCUCCUCCUAGCGUCCGAGUAAUAUCUGCCGAGGCCGAGAAGGAAUCUCAAAAGGUGAGAUCGCUCUAUGAAUCCGGGGAAGGUCUCAAUUGGGAGGACGGGGCGGAACGCUCAUCGAUUGAUGGGCGUCCCCAACCCUUAGUAGAACAUCCACCAAGAGAGAAUGAGAACGACGCGGCAAACGAACCGGUUGGAAACCUUAUACCACUCUCGGCUUCUAUUUCGUCGCCACAAGAUAAAGACCUGCGACGACGGCACGAGUUAGCAGGAGGGAUCGAAGACUGGGAAGGUGUCCACGGUGAGGACGUCGAUCGUUACGGUUUCAUUUCUGUUAGACAACCACGCGAAACUCGGCCGGCCACGGCAUACGAAACUACAUCUGUCCACUAUUCGGAGCGCAAACAGCGUAAUGUUCUGGUUCGUAAAGAUGCAGCAUCGCUUUCGCUGAGACUGAAGCGCGGGCCUCGAAGAAAGCUGUCGGCCCGCUCUUUGAAUACACAAGCAUCGGGAUUAUCCACAGCAUCGCACCGAUCCGCUCUGUCGGCAAUCCGCCAAGCCACAAACCUGUUACCGUACAACAGGGACCGAAAAUUGCUAGAUGAAGCGGGGGAUAUCCUUGCAUCACACCCGGGCCUGUCGCAAACGGACGAAGAUGGGUCGUUCGAGAAAAGACAGGCCGAGUCAAAGUUGAAGGAAACGGAGCGUGCGGAGAAGUGGCGAAGGAUGGCCAAAAUAAUAAAAGCCGGCUCGGAUGGACAAGGCAUGGUGUUCGACUUUGACAUGAACCAUCCGAAGCUGAUCGAGCGGACAUGGAAGGGCAUCCCUGACUGUUGGCGAUCGUCAGCUUGGUACUCGUUCCUUUCCGCUAGUGCCAAGGCUAGCAACGAACCGUUCGCCACGGAUGAUGAGCUUAAGGUCGACUUUCAUCGGCUCAUAGACGAACCGUCGCCCGAUGAUGGUCAGAUAGACUUGGAUGUGCCCAGGACCAUUAACCAACACAUCAUGUUUCGGAGGAGAUAUAGGGGAGGCCAGCGGUUGCUUUUCCGUGUACUGCAUGCUCUGUCACUUUACUUCCCCGAAACGGGCUAUGUCCAAGGCAUGGCUCCGCUAGCAGCAACCUUCUUGAGUUACUUCGAUGAAGACAGAUGCUUCAUAAUGCUGGUGCGACUUUGGAAAUACCGCGGCCUCAAUCGGAUGUACCAGUCAGGGUUUGUGGAACUUAUGGCUGCUCUGAAAGACUUUGAGCAGGAUUGGUUGGGUAGUAGGGACGUGGCGUCGAAGCUUUCCGAGUUGUGCAUCGAUCCAACCGCGUAUGCUACUAAGUGGUAUCUGACUCUUUUUAACUUAUCGAUACCCUUUGCCGUUCAGCUUCGUGUAUGGGAUGCUUUCCUUUUGCUUGGUUCGUCGCCAGAUGUGCCUUCGACCCCGAGCAAAUCUGCAGUCGAGCAGCCAUCAUCUAAAGGACUGGAAAUUCUUCACGCGGCCAGUCUCGCAAUUGUCGACACACUCCGUCCUACACUUCUCGACUCUGAUUUCGAGAAUGCGAUGAAGUCGCUCACCUCCUGGAUCCCUAUCAAAGAUGGACAGGGAUUCAUGGACCUUGUGCAAUUAGAAUACAAGCGGCAUCAGAGCAAGCAGAAGAUCUAGGGGACGCUACUGCUGUUAUGAUGCACUGCUCGAAUUGGACUUGGUUUUUACUUAGCGACAUCCACAAGGCUGGAAGGCAGAUACACAGACUGCCCUCUUCUACUUAAUACUCGAAUGAUUUCUCUAUAAGAUAGGUGGAGUGUAUAAUACUGGUUUACGGACCAGCCACGACGGGAUAUCUCGUCCCCCAGACACCGUUCAGGUCGCGACAAGGACCCAGCCUAAUAUCGAAUUCCCUUUGUUUUUUUCGGAGAAGCGGUGAUGUUUGUUGACGGUGAACUACAUGGUGUAGGCACGGGAGAGGUUGAUGGAUGGUUCUCGCACUAUACCCCCUAUGCAUUCAACGGACGGUUAACGAAUGGGAAAACUGGUUGCUCACGUUGAUUAUUCCUCCUACAUACUGUUACUACUACUUAAUAAGGUAUCCUGCUGCAUAGCCGUAUGAAGGGCAUGUUGGCUAUACCCCCUAAACUAUCGUCUAGUACUUUGUCCUAGAGAACUACUAUGAUAAUAUAAUUUGAUUUACCUAAUUCAUCUGUA
Messenger RNA from Annulohypoxylon maeteangense, 3840 nucleotides. Its product is annotated as rab-GTPase-TBC domain-containing protein. The transcript has 4 exons. The record is from RefSeq and is a predicted model, not a curated record. Lineage: Eukaryota; Fungi; Ascomycota; Sordariomycetes; Xylariales; Hypoxylaceae. Bases 466 to 3300 code for a protein of 944 amino acids.